GUUUCAAAAGAAGAAAUAUAAAGGAAGUCGAGGUCUUCUGAGUUCUGUGCAUCCCCUUUUGGAUCCUAAAUUUCUAAUCUAUUAAUCCUCCGUGCUCCGGUCUGGUUACGCGUCAAAUCUGGCUUGAUCAACGAGGAGAUUGGAGCUGUGAUCCUCCCAGUCAGGUACAUCAGUUGAAAGCAGUAGGGAGAAACUGAAGAAGAGCCAAGACAGCCUAUAGAGCAACAUGGCCACUAUACCACUAGGCACUGGCGUUGGAUGGGUUGUUUCUCCAGUCAUCAAGCUUAUGUUUGAGAAGGUCCAAUCGUAUAUAUCAACCCAGUACAAGUGGCAGUCCAAUUUGGAGGAUGACCUUAAAAAGCUUGAGACCAUUUUGACUGAAAUCCUUUUGGUAGUAGGCACUGCAGAAAGGCAGAGCACACUUGAUUUCAAUCAGCAAGCUUUACUCUGCCAGCUGAAGGAUGCCGUCUACGACGCUGAGGACAUCUUGGAUGAAUUUGACUACGUGCUUCUGAAAGCAAAUGCUGAAAAGGGAAAGCUAAGAAGCUUCAGCUCCAGUUCUAUUUCCAUUGCGAAGCGUUUGGUUUGCCAUGACAAGUUCAGGUCCAAGUUGGGAAAUGUGCUUAAAAGCUUGAGUAGAGUAAAAGAAUGUGCUGAAAUGCUUGUCAGAGUGAUGGGAGUACAAAACUCUAGCUUACGCAUGCUACCUGAGCCACCUCAAUGGCGCAUCACCAGUUCGUUUUCACUUGAUGAGUUUGUGGUUGGUCGUCAAAAGGAGCAGGAUGAAUUAGUAAAUCAAUUGUUGGAACAAGUUGAUAGACCUCAGCCAAGAAGCAAAAGAGAAAGAUCAGCAUCGCCAGAGGUAAUUACUAUAGUUGGCAGUGGUGGAAUUGGAAAAACUACUUUAGCUCAACUUAUUUACAAUGAUAAAAGAAUAGAGGAUAAUUUUGAUAUGAGGACAUGGAUAUGUGUCUCACAUGUCUUUGAUAAGGUCAGGAUCACCAAAGAAAUCCUAACAUCUAUUGACAAGAGGAUUGACCUAACGAACUUUAAUUUUAGCAUGCUGCAAGAAGAGCUCAAGAAAAAGGUAACAACGAAGAAGUUUCUGCUUGUGUUGGAUGAUGUUUGGUAUGAUGAAAAAGUUGGGGGGGCCAUAAACGCUGAUAGGUGGAGAGAAUUAUUUGCUCCUUUAUGGCAUGGGGUGAAAGUAAUCAAGAUUUUAGUUACAACAAGAAUGGAUAUUGUUGCAAAUACAUUAGGCUGUGUCACUUCAUUCUCUUUAAGCGGUCUAGGGGGUGAAGAUAGCUGGGAGCUUUUCAGAAGGUGUGCAUUCAACACUAGAGAUCCAAAUGAACAUCUGGAACUGAAGUCUAUAGGUGGACGAAUUGUGCAAAGAUUGAAUGGCUCAGCAUUAGCUAUAAAAACUGUCGGUGGGCAUCUUAGUUCAAACUUCAACAAUAAAGAAUGGAACCAAGUUCUAAAAAGUGAUCUAUCAAAUGAGAAAGAUAUUAUGACAAUUUUACGUCUAAGCUACGAAUGCUUGCCGGAGCACCUUCAGCAAUGCUUUUCGUUCUGUGGAUUGUUCCCAAAAGGUUAUUAUUUUGAGCCUGACAUGUUGGUGAACAUGUGGAUAGCUCAUGAAUUUAUUCGGGAUCAUCGACACACUUAUAGAAGUUUGAGUAGCACAGGAAAAAGUUAUUUUGAUGAGCUGUUAUCAAGAUCAUUUUUCCAGGCACUUUUGUAUGGAGGUACAGUACAUUAUGUUAUGCAUGACCUCAUGAAUGAUCUUGCUGUCCAUGUAUCCAAUGGCGAGAGCUAUAGAGUAGAAGCUGACGAACCUGAAGAUAUUUUGCCAGAAGUUCGACAUCUGUCUAUACCGGCAGAAAGAAUUGACCUUCUUCGUGUCUGUAAGCUGCAAAGGUUACGCACACUAAUAAUUUGGAAUAAAGACAGUCCUUUUUGCUCAGGAAUUUGUUUGGAAGCAGAUGUUUUCAAGGAGUGCAAGAGCAUGAGAUUAUUGGACUUGAGUGGUUGCUGCUUAAAAAGUUCACUUGACUUUAUAAAUCAUAUGAUACAUCUUAGGUGCUUAACACUUCGAAACACCAACCAGCCACUACCUGAUUCUCUCUGCGGUCUUCACCAUUUACAAAUGUUGUCUGUACAGCCACAUUCAUGUUUUACAAAUACAAGACUUGUUAUCUUCCCCAAAAACCUGGAUAAAAUGAGCAGCAUUUUGCAUAUAGAUAUUCAUAGGGACCUCCUUGUUGAUUUAGCUUCUGUGGGGCAUAUGCCAUAUCUUCGGGCUGGUGGAGAAUUUUGUGUUGAAAAAACAAAAGUGCAGGGAUUAGAGGUGCUAAAGGACAUGGAUGAACUUCAGGAAUUUCUUAUAAUCAAGUCUCUUGAGAAUGUGAGUAACAAGAAUGAGGCAACUAAUGCUCAGCUUGUUAACAAGAGUCAAAUAUCUAGAUUGAAGCUGCAAUGGGGUCCUAAUAUCGAUAGCAAGUCAGAUGAGGAGUCUGAUGUGCUUAAUGCUUUAAGACCUCAUCCUGGCCUUGAGGAAUUGACUCUUGGUGGAUACCCAGGUUGCAAAUCUCCGUCUUGGCUGGAUUCCAAGUGGCUGUCUAGAUUGAAACACAUUAACAUUUAUGAUUGCACAUGUUGGAAGUUGCUUCCACCUUUAGGUGAUCUACCAUGUCUCAGGGAACUUCAUAUUGAUACAAUGAACGCAUUAGAGUGUAUAGGCACAUCUUUCUAUGGAGAUGCUGGCUUUCCCUCCCUGAUAACACUAGGAUUGACAGAAUUGCCAGAGCUGGAAGAUUGGUCUUCUGUCGAUUAUGCUUUUCCUGUUCUUCAUGAUGUAUUCAUCAGCAGGUGCCCAAAACUGAAUGAACUGCCAGCAGUCUUCCCUCCACCUGUAAAAAUGAAAGUUCUCUCAUCCACAAUCGUUUGCACGCAGCAUACUGAUCAUCACCUGGACACAUGCAUCAGUCAAAACGUUAGUUUAACCAGCCUUGUGGGUAUUUUUCAUCUUUGUCACUUGGAUUCUGAGGAUAUUGCAGACAUCAGCUUUGACAGAGCAGACAUGUUGAACGAUGGGCUUAGAGAUUUAAGCCCCAUUCUUCCAUCCCAUGGAGGACCGUUUAUCGACUGGUGCUCUGAUUUUCACUGUACAUUUGUGAGGUUAAAUGAAAUGGAAAUGGUAAGUUGCCCCAAUGUAACAUCAUUGGUGGACUUUGGGUUAUUUCCUGCUCUCCGGAACUUGAUCAUAAUGGAUUGCCCAAAUUUGAAGGAAUUGCCAGAGAAUGGCAACCUAACAGCAUUGUCAAAGGUUCUUAUAGAGGACUGCAACAAACUUGUAUCACUUGGGAGCCUAAAAAACCUUUCUUUCCUCACCAAACUGGAGAUCAGAAAUUGCCUGAAGUUAGUGGCUCUGCCUGAGAUGGUUAACUUCUUCUCCCUCAGAGUCGUGAUCAUACAUAACUGCCCUGAACUUGUUUCCUUACCGGAAGAUGGUCUUCCUCUGACCCUUAACUUUUUGUAUUUGAGCGGAUGUCAUCCAUUGCUAGAGGAGCAGUUUGAAUGGAAUCAUGGUGUUGAGUGGGACAAGUAUGCCCUGUUGCCGUCAUGUUUGUAUGUUGAUAAAUCGAUAGAAUAUAGUCAAGAUAUAGCUGAGGAAAUAAUUCUUGAGAAUGAUAUAAUCGAGCUGUCAAUUCAGACCAGUGUACUGCAUCCAACUGAUUCUGCAGCAAGCUCUUCCCGUUUACUUCAGUGAACUGUCUGGGCUAUCUAUCUAUUGUGGCAUAGAUCGAGAUGGAAAAGACCGAGCAUUCCGUGCAUUGAAGCUCUAGGUCUGCCCGGUGAUUACUCAUGGCAUGUUGUUGCACCUACCUGUCACUGUGCUGACCCAGCAAAAAAAAUCCACCUAUGUGUUUCAUUUUAAUCAAGCCAACUUAUUAUGAGGCUUGUGCAUUUUCGCAAUCUAAACCUAUUGUUUAUGCAUUACAGAGCAUUCACCGUCCCUUGCCUGCAUUUUAUACUUUUGCCCCAAGAUGUAAUAUGCUGAACUGCUAGAUUGUGUUCAUGAAUUGAUUUCUGAACAUGCUUGCCACGUCAUUCACUUAUUCGGUCAUUUACAGAAGUUACUAGUUCUGUCUGUGUAUGUGUAGCUGUACUACUGUAGCAUGUACAUUUUUCUGCCAUGUUACUUUCGAUAGGAGGAUCUUCAAGAAGGUGCGAGUUCGUGCGGUCAAAAAUGGUGUACAGGCUGAUCUCGUGAUUCCUGUGUAAGUUCAUACUAUGCAAAUACUCGUCUUCAGUGUCGAUGUCUGCUUUUUGUUUCCUGGCCAAUUUUCAGAGAGAACAGAGCGGCUAUCUACUCGUUAAAACAAUUCUCA
Messenger RNA from Oryza brachyantha (malo sina), 4394 nucleotides. Its product is annotated as disease resistance protein RGA2-like. Gene Ontology annotation, biological process: defense response to other organism. The coding region runs from base 227 to 3772 and encodes 1181 amino acids. Lineage: Eukaryota; Viridiplantae; Streptophyta; Magnoliopsida; Poales; Poaceae. The transcript is spliced from 3 exons. The record is from RefSeq and is a predicted model, not a curated record. Gene Ontology annotation, molecular function: ADP binding.